UUUAUGGUGAAGAGGGGGUGUGUGUGUUGGGCCAAGAGUUGAUGGCUAGCUAUAAAGAAUGAGCAUAGGGGGGGCAUGAGGGAUGCAAGUAAAGACUGCGAAACAAAGGAAGUAGACGGAAAGGGAGGAGUAAAUGAGGGAGAGAGAGUGGGCGGUGGAUAAAAGCAGAGACGGGACCAUGAGCUGUGCACUCGCCACCGCGUCUUAUGACUCUCUGCCUGCCCGCCUGAGCCCUCGUCGGGUGAAAGAUCAGCACGUCUCUCGAAGGCUUUCGUCUCCACGGGGCUUGGGAGCCCCCGCCUCACCUGCUUUGGCCCGUCGGCUCUCAGCUCUGCCUGGGUCCAACCAGCUUUCUCCAUUCCAGGAGGAUAACAGCCACCAGCAACAUCAGCAGCGCCAGCAUCUCUCCCUGUCGCUAGGUUCUGAAGCCUCGCUGGCGCCCCCUGUGCCUCGGGUGGGCGCUUCCCCACCAUGUUGCCGUGCAGUGGGGAUGGUGCCGCUGCUGCGCCUGGCGCUGCUCAUUUUCAGCUGCCUCUUUUGGGCAGCAGGACUGGCCAUCUUCACCCUGGGCGUCUGGGCGCAAGCCUCCCUGGCUGACUACAUGCUACUGUCUGCUAAUCGCUACCCCAACGCCCCUCUGAUACUGCUAGCCACAGGGGCUGCGGUCACAACCUGGGGUUUCCUUGGGUGUCUGGGGGUGGCGGCCAACCUGCCCUGCCUUCUGCGGGCCUACGGCUUAUUCCAGCUGGCCACGUUGAUGGGAGGGUUGGCUGCUGGUCUUUCGGGGCUCUUCUACAGGGAAGACAUUGCUGGAGGUUUCCGAAGUGGUCUACAGAGGGCAGUGCUUGCGUACGGGGAAGACGAAGGCCGCGCUGAUGCUCUGGACGGCCUCCAGAGGGUGCUGAAGUGCUGUGGGGCAGAAGGCUGGCGUGACUGGCUCUCGUCUGCCUGGGCUACCCAGGAUGCUCUUUCACUAACAGGCAGCUAUGGCAAUGAUACAUAUUCCGUGUCGGUGCCAGACAGCUGCUGCAUACGGCGCAAGGGCUGCCGUAACAGGCCUCUGCCAGAAGGGGGCAGUGAAAGCAUUGAAGCUGUGGGCAUUCACUCGCAUGGUUGCUUCAAAAAAGUCUUCAGUUUCGUCAACGAUAACGUCUUUCACAUCGCUGCUGCUGUGCUGGGGCUUGCUUUUACCCAGGUGGCAGGCAUUGCCCUAGCAUGUCUGCUUGCCAACCGCCUGUCUACUCAGCAUCGUAGACAGGGUCACUAAAAAAGAUCAGCACACAUUUUCAAGAGAAAGACCAGUUCAAAAUAUUUUGUUUCCUAGACAUUUGUUUCUCUAGUCGGA
This is a messenger RNA of Colossoma macropomum (tambaqui), 1345 nucleotides long. Its product is annotated as tetraspanin-7-like. Lineage: Eukaryota; Metazoa; Chordata; Actinopteri; Characiformes; Serrasalmidae. The record is from RefSeq and is a predicted model, not a curated record. The coding region runs from base 134 to 1267 and encodes 377 amino acids. The transcript has a single exon. Gene Ontology annotation, cellular component: membrane.